GAGUGGAGGCGCGUAAUCCUGAAGGGUUCUGGAACGAGACAGGCUAUACGCGCAGAGAGCGCUCUGGGGCAUGUUGGUGAAAGCUCGAUCAUGCGUUAACCACUGGUUGGGUCGCUGCCUCUCAACCCCAGUCCCGCUCUAUUUCUGUUAUUCCACCUUGAAUUGAAAGCGGGUAACAGACUGACAGAGAAUCAUACACGGACAACGUAGUGAGAGGACAUUAUAAGGAUUGAGUGUGAGAGAGAACACCAUAUGGACUCAGUAUUUGUACUAUAUCGGGUAGUUUGAUAGAAAAACGUUCUAACCCGUUCUCUCGUGAAGAGACAGAAAAAAGAAAACCAGCACGCGCACACUCAACACUGUACCCAAACACACACCGUUUGUGUCCGAAGAUGGAGGGCAUGGCGUAUGGAGCGGGAAAGGCUGGAGGUGCCUUCGACCCUACAGCGUUCUUCCAGCAGCCCCACACAAUCCUCCGCAUCAUCUCUUGCCUCUUCUCCGUUGUGAUCUUCGGCUGUAUAGCCAACGAGGGCUAUGUGAAUCGUCCGGACGAGGUCCAGGAGUUCUGUAUCUUCAACAGGAACCAGAAUGCGUGUAACUACGGCGUGUUCAUGGGGAGCCUGGCCUUCCUCUGCUGCCUGGCCUUCCUGGCUCUGGAUGUUUACUUCCCACAGAUCUCCAGCGUCAAGGACCGCAAGAAGGCUGUGCUGGCAGACGUGGGCGUGUCAGCGUUCUGGUCCUUCAUGUGGUUCGUGGGGUUCUGUUUCCUGUCCAAUCAGUGGCAGGUGGCUAAACAUGAGGACAACCCCCGGGGGGGGGGGGGCAAUGCCGCCCGCGCUGCCAUCAUCUUCGCCUUUUUCUCUACCUUCUCCUGGGCGGCCCAGUCUUUCUUCGGCUACCGGAGGUACAAGCUUGGGGCAGACUCUGCCCUCUUCUCCCAGGACUACGUGGACCCCAGCCCACAGGACGGUGCUGCUGGAGCCCCCUACACCUCCUUUACCACCACCGGGGGAGACCCGGAGGACGGAGACGCCGCCGUACAGUCUUCAUAUCAGGGUAUCGACAGUGAGGGGGGUCAGGGAUACCAAGACUACUGAGGGAGACGUGAAGGGAACGGAGAGAUGGAAGGAGACGCGCAGCGGUGAGGGAGAAUUGGGGGGAGGAGCUGUAGGGAUGAAGGAGACGGAGGGAGUAGGGGCGGAGUUGAGAAGUAGAUGUAUGGAGAAAGAGGCGGAACUAGCGGAGGAGAUGGAAUCAGGGCUCUGGGUGUGAAGGCGGUGGUGUUCUCAAAGCCCAAUGGAGGCAAAUCUGUUGCCGGUAUUUUGUUUAUUUUAAAUACUCCAAGAGCAGAACCGCUGAAUCAAGUUGGGAAUAAUUCACCUCCACAUGCUUGCCAUCCGCCAUAAUAACACAGCAGAAGUAGCUAGCCGACUGGGGCCGUCAUUACACUUGGAUCAUUUUUACAGAAUUUAAAUAACAUUACCAUAAAAUGCGCAUACAAUAUUUGAUUCACACAAUCAACGAGGAACUGACGCUACACAGUAAGGCAAGACGUGCGUUCGCUACCCUUUGGCCAGUGAUCUGGAAGGCAUAUGUAGCCACUGUCAUGAAUUAACACGGUGAUCUCCGUGGAACAAGGGGUUGUUGCUGGUGAUAAUAGAAUUGUUUUGCUCCAACCAAUGGGAUCUGUUUUUAAUUGCUUCCCAACGUUUUUAUUCGUAAUAUUUGUUUACACAUGAAUCAGUAGCAGAUUUCACUGCUCAUUCCACUCCAACACACACUGAGCGAGACAUCGUUUUUUAGACCUCAGUAGGGGCAGGGAGUGUCUGUCAGAAAGGUGUUCCUGGUUACCGUGGGAAAGUAGAGUGGGAAAAGUAACUGUUUAUCUGUUUAUCGCAAUUUUUUUUUUUAUCUGUGACGCAAAUCUGGCCUAAAAAUGUUGUUAAUCUAGAUAAAACUAUGGUAGUAAUUCGCCCCUUGCUUAUGAAUGCUGUUCACGCCACAUUUUGGUUAUUUUUACUGCAUGGGAAGUAGCUAUAGCCAUGCUGUGGCAAUGUCAUGGCUACAGCAAUUGUUUUAAUAACCUACCUGAGACUGACCAGACACUUCUGUUUCAAAUGAGAGGCUAAGAGGCCAAGUGAUCAGAACAUAAGAAGAAGGUGGUCAGUCAGACCUGAGUAAGAGAGAUCCUCUUGCCACAUUUUCGCAUGUAUUUCAGUUUUCCAGUAGGUAAUGCCUACCAUAUGAGGCGCGUAUGUGCAGUAACUUCAUUUCCCCUUCACUCCUAAUAUUAUUUUUUUUUAAACUGGCAAAGGUCAAAGUCUACAAAUCUUGGUCUCAUGUUGAUGACACAUGAAUCACAACGGUUUUGAGAUCAGAUGUUUUUCUCAUGAGAAAAGGCACAUAAUGUUGUCCCAGUGCCAUCCUCGCUCCAUAAUGGGGGAGUGGACCCCUUCACGGGAAACCACUUGAAACAUUUUCUGAGCUAUCGUGACAGGUUAGCCGUAAUUACAUUGGC
Messenger RNA from Esox lucius (northern pike), 2518 nucleotides. Its product is annotated as synaptogyrin-1. Lineage: Eukaryota; Metazoa; Chordata; Actinopteri; Esociformes; Esocidae. The record is from RefSeq and is a predicted model, not a curated record. Bases 393 to 1097 code for a protein of 234 amino acids. The transcript has 5 exons. Gene Ontology annotation, cellular component: synaptic vesicle membrane; neuromuscular junction.